AACCAUCGCUCACCUCGAGAUCCUCGAGAUCACAUCAACCGUCACGAACUGGAUUAACAUUGAGGCCCUGUAUCGGGGGGAGAAAGGGCCAAGAUGAUUCAACUAAAGACCAUGCUGAACUGCAUCGACAACUCGGGUGCCGCCGUUGUCGAGUGCGCCCUGAUAGUCGGUCAAAAGAGGCACGCAACGAUAGGUGACCGCUUCGUAGCCGUCGUCCAGAAGCAGCGCGGCGCCAGCGACGCAGGCAUGGGCGCCGCCUCGGCCGCCAACAAGGUGAAGCGCGGCGACAUCCGGCACGCCAUCGUGGUGCGGACCAAGAAGAAGGUGCAGCGGCCCGACGGCAGCGUCGUGCGCUUCGACGACAACGCCUGCGUCCUGAUCAACAAGUCCGGGGACCCCAUCGGCACGCGCGUCAACGGCAUCGUCGGCGCCGAGCUGCGGAGGCGGAAAUGGAGCAAGAUCCUCAGUAUGGCGCCCACCCACGCCUAAAAACAAAGAAAGAAAAAAAGAAGAAAGAUAGCGUUCUCGUAUACUGCACGACUCAUCACAGCAUAUACCGCUUGCCUGCUAUGACGAUUAGAUAAGAGCGGUGAGCCCGGUACAGAGGCUAGGGAUAUUGCUGGCCAGGGUGGAUGGUCGUCCUUAGGCCCUCGGAUUAACCGAGCAGAACCAGCU
This is a messenger RNA of Xylaria bambusicola, 675 nucleotides long. RefSeq names its product 50S ribosomal protein L14. Gene Ontology annotation, biological process: translation. Gene Ontology annotation, molecular function: structural constituent of ribosome; large ribosomal subunit rRNA binding. NCBI's taxonomy places the organism in Eukaryota, Fungi, Ascomycota, Sordariomycetes, Xylariales, Xylariaceae. The record is from RefSeq and is a predicted model, not a curated record. Gene Ontology annotation, cellular component: ribosome; mitochondrial large ribosomal subunit. The transcript has 3 exons. Bases 94 to 489 code for a protein of 131 amino acids.